AUUUCGAGUGACUGGGGGGCACGAGCUGGACAAGGGUUGCCGUGGCAACUGUAACCUAACGUAACGUCUGUUCAUUUAAAAACCCUACCGGUACUGCCGACGUCCCGUUGAGAGAGAAGAUGGAGCUUGAGACGACGGAGACUGCACGCUCGACACCGAGUCGCUACGAGAAAAGUUUGGGGCUCCUCACGAGGAAGUUUGUCAGUUUGCUACAAGAAGCGGAGGAUGGCGUCCUUGAUUUGAAAGUGGCUGCAGACAGUUUGGCAGUGAAACAGAAGAGGAGGAUAUAUGACAUCACCAACGUACUGGAAGGUGUGGGGCUGAUCGAGAAGAAAAACAAGAACAUAAUCCAGUGGAGGGGGGAAAACAAGGGAAGCCAAACCCAGGAGGCGCUGGAGCAGGUGAACGUUCUGAAGGCCCAUAUCUCUGAGCUAGAGGCUCAAGAGAAGGAGCUGGACAACCAGAAGGCAUGGCUGGAGGAGAACAUUAAACACCUCAACCAUGAUCCCAUCACUAGUAUUUAUACAUUUGUGACACAUGAAGACAUCUGCAAUGCCUUCAGUGGAGACACUCUUCUGGCUGUAGUGGCUCCUGCUGGGACUCAACUGGAGGUGCCACUACCUGAAAUGGGCCAGAGUGGUCAGAAGAAGUACCAGGUGAACCUACGCAGUCAGUCAGCUCCCAUCCAGGUCAUGCUCAUCAACAGGGAUUCAGACUCCACAAUACCUGUGGUGUUCCCUGUGCCGCCCACCGACGAUAUCUGUCCAAUGCCAACUCCACCCAGUACCCCCGCCAGCCUGCAGAGGUUCCCUCUCUCAACAUCUGUUUACUCCACUUCCAACACCACUUCCUCCUUCUGCAGCCAGGACUCUCUCUGCUCAGACCACCAGAUGGUGCUGCCAGAACAUGAUGACGUGCUGACGCCCUCGUCCACCCCUCCUGACAUACAGAUGGUGUGUCACACUCAGCCUGCGCCAGUGUUAGAGCAGCAGCAGAUGCACCUGGCGGGUCACGAGUUCCAGUCUGUGCUGGAUAUGAGCACCCUGCUGAAGCUCAACUCUGCUGGAGACCACAUGAAGGACGACAGAGAGGGAGCUGUUGACCUAAUUGAUGAGCUGAUGUGUACUGAUGGCAUAGACUACAGCUUCAACCUGGACGACAAUGAAGGCGUGUGCGACCUGUUUGACGUACAGAUCCUUAAUUACUGACGGCUGAUGGGGGCUCUGCUAUAUGCUUAUACAAUCUCAGGAAGCACUUUUUGCCUCCCUCUAGAGACACUUCAAAGAUACUUUUCUCCUAUUUUUGUUACAAUUGCACCGCUGAAACUUAAACAUGCCGUUGUCAUUUAUCUUAAAUACCCUUUACAUAUGUAAGAUUUCACCGCUUUGCACCAGACAGCUUCUUUUUUUACUAAGCUGGGUUUUUUGCCUUCACAGCCAACACAAAACAUAGUGCCUGAAUGAGGAUAAGAUAUUUAUGUAGCUACAGGGUCAUUAUGUCGUCAUUGGAUUUUUAAUGAUUUACUGGUUAAAUAUCCACAACGUUCCAGAGAAAUGAGGUGCCUUAGUGGAAAUAAACCAGGAUGAAUCCUUCAGCCUCCUACUGCACUUUUGCAUGUACGCAUCUUUGAUUUUUCCACAUCUGGUAAAGUCUGAGACUUGAAGAAAACUGCUUUACUUUCUGUUGCUUGGUCAACAUUUGGAACUGUGACAGUGUUUUGCUUUAGCUGAUAUUUACAGUAACUUGUAAUGAUUCAGUAUUGGCUUUUUAAAAACCUUUUGAUACAGGGUUGACGAUCUAGUUCAGGGUACAUAAACAGACUGGUAACACUGGUACAGUACCUUUCCAUAGUUAUAUUUGAUAAAAAUGGCAUAUUGUAUUUAACGAGUGAUUUUGUUACAUUUUGUAACCUUGUUCUCAUGUGAAAAAGCCAGAAAGUUUUCUUCUCUAAAUUAUUGUCACACUGCCAUCUUAGGCCUCUAAGUUUUUGUUUUAUACAUUUUUAUUAUCACAGUUAUAUAUUUGAAUAACUAAUAUUUUUUACUUAAUUUAAGAGAAAAUUCUUGGUUGUAGUUUGUUGAAACUGAAGCUGGUUGACUGCCUUAAUCGUAAUUUAAUAAUUGAAUUAGCCAUAUUUCUGAUCUGAAAUAUCAGAUGUUAAGAGCCUUGGUCUGCAUUUUUGUAUAUUUAUAGUUUUCUUUGAUUGCAAGAAGUAAUGUUUUUGUUACAUUUAGUUGUUUAUUUGCACUGUUAAAAAUUUUUUUCAAUAAAGGAUUUAAUCUUGA
Messenger RNA from Thunnus maccoyii (southern bluefin tuna), 2285 nucleotides. RefSeq names its product E2F transcription factor 5 (gene e2f5). Bases 120 to 1208 code for a protein of 362 amino acids. Gene Ontology annotation, biological process: regulation of transcription by RNA polymerase II. Gene Ontology annotation, molecular function: RNA polymerase II cis-regulatory region sequence-specific DNA binding; DNA-binding transcription factor activity, RNA polymerase II-specific; protein dimerization activity. Lineage: Eukaryota; Metazoa; Chordata; Actinopteri; Scombriformes; Scombridae. The transcript has 9 exons. The record is from RefSeq and is a predicted model, not a curated record. Gene Ontology annotation, cellular component: RNA polymerase II transcription regulator complex.